Molecule: messenger RNA, 2697 nt
Organism: Oryza sativa Japonica Group (Japanese rice)
Lineage: Eukaryota; Viridiplantae; Streptophyta; Magnoliopsida; Poales; Poaceae
Product: wall-associated receptor kinase 2
Biological process (GO): cell surface receptor signaling pathway; protein phosphorylation
Cellular component (GO): plasma membrane
Molecular function (GO): polysaccharide binding; protein serine/threonine kinase activity; ATP binding
Source: RefSeq, a predicted model, not a curated record
AUGGCUACCAAUACCCUGCACCUGCAGGCGAUUGCAUUAGCAGCAGUCUUGCUCAUCUGUCGCCUUUCGCCGGUGACACCAGCAGCGUCGGCUCAGCAGCUGACAGGCUGCCGCGACAAGUGCGGAAACAUCAACGUUCCCUACCCCUUCGGCAUCGGCGCCCGCUGCGCCCGCGAUGAAGGCUUCCAGCUCAACUGCGACGACAGCGCGUCGCCACCGCGCCUACUCACGCUUCAGUUCGAGCAACACCCGCAGCUCGUCAGCCUGUCCCUGGCCGAUGGCGAGGCCCGGGUCCUCCUCAAACCGGAAAGCAAGUGCUACCCUCCUCCAGAAGAGAGGUCCUCCGACGUCCCCACCUCCUCGUACACGUCCAUCAACGGCAGCACCACCUACCGCUACUCGCCGGAGAAGAACCGCCUCGUCGCGCUCGGCUGCCCCAACCUCGGCUACAUCGUCGACGGCUCCGGCAACUACGUCAGCGGCUGCAUGUCCGCGUGCCGCCGCCCGUCGCUGGGCAAUGAUACAGUGCCGCGGUUGCCGGGGCGGUGCACCGGCGAGCGGUGCUGCCAGAGCAUCAUACCACCUACCCUCAACUUCUACGUGCCGCGGAUGUUCAACUUCGAGAACGGGACGGCGGCGGUGGACAACGAGCUCCGCGGCGGCACGACGCCGUGCAGGUACGUGUUCCUGGUGGAGCACACCUGGAUCAACACCGUGUACAACGACACGAAGGAUUUCAACCGGAGCGACUUCGAGGCCGUGCCCGUCGUGCUCGACUGGGCAAUCCGGAACGUCUACAACUGCAGCGCCGCCAAGCGCAACGCGACGGACUACGCGUGCCGGAGCACGAACAGUGAGUGCUUCGACACCAUCGACGGCCAGGGCUACCGGUGCAACUGCUGCCAGGGCUACGAGGGCAACCCCUACCUCGACGGUGGAUGCACAGAUAUCAACGAGUGCUUACGUCCGGAAAAGUACGGAUGCUACGGAGACUGCACAAACAUGUUAGGAAGUCACACUUGCGUGUGCCCUCCUGGGACUAGUGGAAAUUGGACCGACAGGAACGGUUGCCGCCCAAAGGACAACUUCCCUUUAGCUCUUAAAGUAGUUACAGGGGUUAGCGUCGGUGUCUUCUUGUCAGUGUUCAUGUGCUUCUGGCUCUACUUGGGGCUCCAGAAGAGGAAGCUCAUCAGAACGAAGCAGAAGUUCUUCGAGCAUAACGGUGGAGUGAUCCUCCGGCAGCAGAUGCACUCCGGCGGAGGCACCCAUGGGUUCAGGAUAUUCUCGACAGAAGAACUCAAGAGGGCGACCCACAACUUCGCCUCUGACCGUGUUCUGGGUCGUGGUGGUCACGGUGUUGUCUAUAAGGGCGUCCUCGAAGACAAGACAGUAGUGGCCAUCAAGAAGUCGAAGAUGAUGGAGGAGGCCGAGACCAAGGAGUUUGCGAGAGAAAUGUUCAUCCUCUCCCAAAUCAACCAUCGGAAUGUCGUCAAGCUGCUUGGUUGCUGCCUCGAAGUUGAAGUGCCCAUGUUGGUCUAUGAAUUCGUCUCAAAUGGCACCCUCUACCACUACAUCCAUGGCAAGGAACCCAAAGCUGACAUACCACUUGAUACUCGUCUUCGGAUAGCGGCAGAGUCAGCCGAGGCACUCUCCUACAUGCACUCAUCGGCUUCACCCCCAAUCCUCCAUGGAGAUGUCAAGACGGCAAACAUCUUGCUUGAUGACAAGUUUAACGCCAAAGUUUCUGAUUUUGGGGCAUCAAAGCUAGCACCAACUGAUGAGGCCGAGAUUGCAACGUUGGUGCAGGGAACUUGCGGGUACUUGGACCCCGAAUACCUUAUGACAUGCCAGUUGACUGAUAAGAGCGAUGUUUACAGUUUUGGUGUCGUCAUGCUAGAGCUUCUGACAAGGAAGAAAGCAUUGUACUUGGACGGGCCAGAGGAAAACAGGAGCCUGGUGUCAUGCUUCACCACAGCAAUGAAAGUUGGUCGCCAUCAAGAGCUACUAGAUAGCCAAGUAAGGAAUGAGAUGAGCGCUGAAAUGCUAGAAGAGAUCACAUACCUCCUGAUGCGAUGCAUAAGCAUGAAUGGAGAAGAACGGCCAACGAUGAAAGAGGUUGCUGAGAGGCUGGAGAUGUUAAGGAGAUACCAGCAGCACCCAUGGGCUGAAGCUGAAGACAAUGCAGAGGAGAUUGAGAGCUUGCUCGGCAGGGAACAACAGAAUGCAAAUUACCAACUCGAGCAACAAAAUGUCUUGUAUUUGGAAGAAGGCCGUAACUAUACAUUUAGCAUGUAGAUCACGCUGUUUUGAAUUAUGUUUUAUAAAUCAAUCAACACAGAUAUGACUUCUUUUUCUAUGAACAUGAAAAAGCAAAUUUAUGGCCAUUGCAGAAAGGACAAAGAGUUUGCAAAUGAAAUCUUAACAUGUAAAUCUUUCUUGGACAAUUAAUAUAGCUCCCAUGCAUAAUAAAUUGCAAUGAAAGAACCAUGUAGAAAUUCAUGUGGGAUGUAAUAAGAUUGCAGGAAAUCACAAAAUGAUAUAGACCAACGAUGUUAGGAAAUAAACCUGACCUUGUGUGUCAGGUCAGUCCGCGCGUGCGUCGUGUGUGUGUGUUUGUUGUUAACGCGUUCGUCGCAUGGAGCCGGGUCGUGCGGGUAGUGCGAGCAAAGGUCGGGGAUGGAGUUCGUGCUCCGUUGU